Molecule: messenger RNA, 11617 nt
Organism: Penaeus chinensis
Lineage: Eukaryota; Metazoa; Arthropoda; Malacostraca; Decapoda; Penaeidae
Gene: beta-Spec
Product: spectrin beta chain-like
Exons: 17
Coding region: 205-9777 (3190 amino acids)
Biological process (GO): neuron development; actin cytoskeleton organization
Cellular component (GO): cell projection; cell junction; cortical actin cytoskeleton
Molecular function (GO): phospholipid binding; actin filament binding; structural constituent of cytoskeleton
Source: RefSeq, a predicted model, not a curated record
UGUUGUGGGUGAACAGUGCUAGCUUGAUUCAUCAAUCAAUGUUUAUGAUGAUAUUAUUAGUGGACAUCCUAUGAUGAUCUCUUCUAUUUGUUCAUGGUGCUAUGUGAAGUAAACUAGGCUUUCUAGGAGCCUUCUGAGUCAUUAGAUAGGAACAGUAACUGCAAUUGUUAUUCAGGCUAAUUUGGAUUCACUGCACACUACGUGAUGGAGAAAGACUUACAAAGGGCUCAGGGGGAAGAAGUUAGUGAGAGAGGUUUGCCUCUUGUCCAUGAAACUGGAGAUGAUCUUCAGGUUACUUAUCAGGAAGUGGAAGGAACAAGAGAACUCAACUAUCAGCAGUCCAUAGAAGUUCAGCAUGUUACUCAUCAUCAGACAAUUGAAACAGAACAUCUCCAACAGCGAUCAGUUGAUGUUCAGCAGGUUCAACAGUUUUCUUCCCAACAUUCUUAUGAAGCACAAAAUAUUACCCACAAGCAUUCAUUUAGUAGAGAGGAAAAUUCUCAACAGCAGUCAUAUAGCAUACAAGAUGGAGUUAUUCAUCAUCUUGAUGAAGCAGAUCAAAAUCAGAUUAUUCACCAACAGUUAGUUGAGGUUCAGCAAAUUACUCAGCCCAUUGAAAAAAAUCAAAUUAUUGAUGCUGUCCUUACUUCUCAGAGUCCCCAAGAAGGAAAGCAGAUUCCUCAAGCAGGAUUGCUUAUUGUAAAGCACACUACUACUGAACAGGUUUCAGGGGGGAUACAAUGUACAGUUGAUAGUCAGAAAAGCUUUCAAUUAGAGUACAAUACUCAAGAAAAACAAAUUGAUCAUGGCAACUCCACCAUUAUCAGUGGAAAACAGACUGAUGAUGAGAAAGAUGGCUCAUGGCAUGAUGCUUUGAAAGGUGCCUGGGAGCAAAGCUUUGGUCAGAUUGGUGGCAGUGAACAGAUAUUGGACAAGUAUGGGAAAGAAAUGUCAGUUGAAAAAAUAUGUGGCACUGUCACAAAUAGAAAAGAAGAUGCAAACAAUGCAGAAUUUACUGAAGACAAGCAGUAUAAUUUUGAUGGUAAAGAUGUUGCUGAUGGAGAUUCAGAAAAUCCUUUUCGAGAAACCUGUCAAGGAACAGAGUGGAAGGAAAGUAUUACACAGUGGGAGGAUUCAGCCACAGAGAGUAUUACAGCUGGAAAAGUCCGAGAGGGGUUUACUAGGACGUCUGGAAGAUCAGCUUCACAGUCAUCUAGUGAAUGUUCUUUAGAUGCUAUGAGCUCUCCCAAAAGUUGUGACAAAGGUGCAGUUUUUAAGUUUUCACACUGGACACCUGGUCGAACUCAGUCUGUCCGUCAAAUCAAGGUUCGUACGCAAGAUGUUCGUCGGACAACAAGUGUUGGAGGGGAAAAUGAACCUUGGUAUUCUACAAUGGAACAUCAUAUCAGAGUCUUAAAAGAUGAGAGAGAGAGCGUGCAGAAGAAGACUUUCAUGAAAUGGGUGAAUUCCCACCUGGUACGAGUGAACGCACGUAUAGGAGACCUAUAUGUGGACUUACGAGAUGGAAAGCAGCUCAUCAAACUCCUGGAAAUUCUUUCAGGAGAGAGAUUGCCACGACCGACCAAAGGAAAGAUGCGAAUUCACUGCUUGGAAAAUGUAGACAAAGCUCUUCAGUUCCUUCGUGAUCAGCGAGUCCACUUGGAGAACAUGGGUUCCCAUGAUAUUGUGGAUGGCAAUGCUCGCCUCACACUUGGUCUUAUCUGGACUAUCAUCCUUCGCUUCCAGAUCCAAGACAUCACCAUUGAAGAGACUGAGAACCAAGAGACCAAGAGUGCUAAGGAUGCUUUACUCCUCUGGUGCCAGAUGAAGACAGCUGGUUAUCAUAAUGUUAACAUCAGGAACUUUACCACCUCAUGGAGGGAUGGUUUAGCCUUCAAUGCUAUCAUUCACAAGCACAGGCCUGACUUGAUUCAGUAUGAGAAAUUGUCACGGUCAAAUGCAAUGUACAACCUCAAUAAUGCCUUCAAUGUUGCAGAAAACAAGUUAGGUCUCACCAAACUGUUGGAUGCAGAGGAUGUCUUUGUUGAACAGCCUGAUGAGAAGUCAAUUAUCACCUAUGUUGUCACCUACUACCACUACUUCUCCAAACUCAAGCAGGAGACAGUCCAGGGCAAACGUAUUGGCAAGGUUGUAGGUAUUGCAAUGGAGAAUGACAGAAUGAUUAGGGAAUAUGAGAGUCUUACAUCAGAUUUACUGAAGUGGAUUGAAGUCACUAUUGAAUCCCUAAAUGACAGAGUUUUCACCAACUCGCUUACUGGUGUACAAACGCAGCUCACACAAUUCAAUACUUACCGCACUGUGGAGAAACCACCAAAAUUCGUUGAGAAGGGCAACCUGGAGGUGCUGCUCUUCACUCUCCAAUCCAAAAUGAGAGCCAAUAACCAGAAACCCUAUUUGCCAAAGGAGGGCAAGAUGAUUAGUGACAUCAACAAGGCCUGGGAACGCCUGGAGAAGGCUGAGCAUGAACGUGAGUUGGCAUUGAGAGAGGAACUCAUUCGUCAAGAGAAGCUUGCACAACUUGCUGCUAGGUUCAACCGUAAGGCUGGCAUGAGAGAGACCUGGUUGUCUGAGAACCAGAGAUUGGUUUCCCAGGAUAACUUUGGUUUUGAUCUGGCUGCUGUUGAAGCUGCAGCAAAGAAGCACGAAGCCAUUGAGACAGACAUAUUUGCUUAUGAGGAGCGUGUACAGGCAGUAGUCUCAGUUGCUAAUGAGCUAGAAGCAGAACGUUAUCAUGAUAUCGAACGUAUCAAUGCUAGGAAAGACAACGUGCUACGCCUCUGGAACUACCUGCUUGAGCUUCUCAGGCUGCGCCGUAUGAGGCUUGAACUGUCUCUACAAUUGCAACAGAACUUCCAGGAAAUGAUGUAUAUCUUGGACUCCAUGGAAGACAUGAAGCUCCGUCUCCUGAGUGAAGACUAUGGAAAACAUCUCAUGGGUGUGGAGGACUUGUUACAGAAGCACUCUCUGCUGGAGGCUGACAUCAAUGUCUUGGGUGAACGUGUCAAGACAGUAAUUGAACAUUCUCAGCGGUUCCUUGAUGAUGAACAGGUUGAAGGAUAUCGUCCAUGUGACCCAUCUAUUGUGCUGGAGCGUGUGCAGCAACUCGAAGAUGCAUAUGGUGAGCUUGUCAAGUUGGCUGUUGAGAGGCGUCUCCGCCUGGAAGAGUCACGCAAGUUGUGGCAGUUCUACUGGGACAUGGCAGAGGAAGAGAACUGGAUCAAGGAGAAAGAACAGAUUCUCUCCACCUCAGACAUUGGGCAUGAUCUCAUUACUGUAAACUUGCUCUUGACCAAACACAAAACAGUUGAAGAAGAGUUGUUGUCACAUGAUCCACAACUCAAGGCAGUUGUCAAGAGUGGAGAAGAGCUUAUUGCUCAGCAACACUUUGGCUCUGAUAAGAUUCAGGAAAGAAUUGAUGAAAUUAUGACCAUGUGGACUACCCUUACAGAGAGAUCAGCCAACCGUAAGAAGAGGCUGACCGAUGCUGUAGACCUGCAUCAAUUCUACACAGAAGCCGAUGAUGUUGAUACCUGGAUGUUGGAUAUUUUGCGACUGGUAUCAAGUGAAGAUACUGGCAGGGAUGAAGCCACUGUGCAGUCUCUCUUGAAGAAACACAAGGAUGUUACUGAUGAGCUGAAGAACUAUGCUAGCACAAUUGAACAGUUGCACCAACAGGCAUCAGAGCUCAAUGAGGUUGACAGAGAAUCACCUGUGGUCAUCGAAAGAUUGGCAUCGAUUGAUCGUAGAUACAAAGAAUUGCUUGAACUGGCUAAGGUGCGCAAGCAGAGAUUGCUGGAUGCUCUGUCACUAUAUAAAUUGUUCACAGAGGCAGAUGGUGUUGAACAAUGGAUUGCAGAAAAGGAGCGUAUGCUUCUUACCAUGGUGCCAGCUAAGGACAUUGAAGACUGUGAGAUCAUGAAGCACAGAUAUGAAGGAUUUGAACAAGAAAUGAAUGCCAAUGCUAGUCGAGUAGCAGUUGUGAACCAGCUGGCUCGUCAGUUGUUGCACGUUGAGCAUCCUAACUCAGAGGACAUCAUUGCCCGUCAGAACCAGCUAAACCAACGGUGGGCCGAGCUCAGAGAAAAGGCAGAAAGCAAGCGUGAAGAACUCAGCUCUGCCCAUGGUGUUCAAACAUUCCAUAUUGAAUGUAGAGAAACAGUUCUUUGGAUUGAAGAUAAGAAACGUGUGUUGAUGGAAACUGCCGACCUAGGCACAGAUCUCAGUGGCAUCAUGACACUCCAGCGUCGUCUCUCUGGCAUGGAAAGAGACCUGGCAGCUAUUCAGGCUAAACUUGAUGCCCUUGAAAGUGAAGCAGAUAAGAUCAGCCAAGAUCAUCCAGAAGAGGCUGAACUCAUCCGUGAGCGCAUUGAACAGAUCCGUUCAGUGUGGGACCAACUCACUCAGCUUCUCAAGGAGCGUGAUGCUAAACUUGAAGAGGCUGGUGAUCUUCAUCGCUUCUUGAGAGAUUUGGACCACUUCCAGUCAUGGUUAACCAAGACAAUGACAGAUGUGGCAUCAGAAGAUAUUCCUUCAAAUCUUGCAGAAGCAGAGAAGCUGCUGAGCCAGCACCAGUCCAUUCGCGAGGAGAUUGAUAAUUACACAGAAGACUAUAUUAAGAUGAUGGAGUAUGGUGAACGUAUUACAGCAGAAGAUGUUACGCCAGCAGAUGAUGCACAGUACAUGUUCUUGAGAGAGAGACUGAAGGCCCUCAAGGAUGGAUGGGCAGAGUUGCACCAGAUGUGGGAGAACAGACAGGAACUUCUGUCACAGUCCCUUAACUUACAGAUGUUCUUGCGUGAUGCCAAACAGGGAGAGGUUCUCCUCAGUCAACAGGAACAUUACCUUAGCAAGGAUGAGACUCCAACCAAUUUGGAACAGGCAGAGAACCUUAUCAAGAGGCAUGAGGCAUUCCUUACUACCAUGGAAGCUAAUGAUGAGAAGAUCAAUGGCAUCUGCCAGUUUGCUCAGAGAUUACUUGAUGAAGAACAUUUUGCUGCUGACAAAAUUCAGAAAAAGGCAGAAAAUAUUGAAGAACGCCGACAGCAGAAUAGAGAUCGCGCCAUGGAACAGAUGGAACGCCUACGGGACCAACUCCAAGUCCAUCAGUUCCUUCAAGAUUGCGAAGAACUUAAUGAUUGGGUACAAGAAAAACAUAUCAUUGCUCAAGAUGAGAGCUACCGAUCAGCUAAGACAGUUCACAGUAAAUGGACCCGACACCAGGCCUUCGAAGCAGAAAUUGCUAGUAACAAAGACAGAUUGGUUAGAGUACAAGAAGCUGGAGAAGUGUUGGUAAAAGAGAAGCCCGAAAUGGCUGAACUAAUUGGACCAAAGAUAUCGGAAUUAAAUCAACACUUUGAUGCCCUAGAAACCACCACUAAAGAAAAGGGAGAACGACUCUUUGAUGCUAACAGACAGGUGCUUUAUGAACAGACAUGUGAUGACAUUGACACCUGGAUGACAGAUCUUGAGAAGCAGAUUGAAGGUGGAGACACUGGAAUGGAUCUGACAUCUGUAAACAUUCUUAUGCAGAAGCAACAAAUGAUUGAGACACAGAUGGCUGUUAAGGCCAAGCAGGUUGAACAACUGGAGAGCCAGGCAGACUACCUGCAGCGCAUGACACCUGAGAAGACAGAGGAAAUCAAACACAUGAAGUCAAAAGUGGAAGCCAAAUUUGAGUCCCUUAAAGCUCCUCUUGUUGAACGCAAUGUGUUGUUAGCCAAGAAGAAAGAGGCAUACCAGUUCAGGAGAGAUGUUGAGGAUGAGAAGCUCUGGAUUUUAGAGAAAAUGCCUCUAGCAACAAGCCCUGAUUAUGGCAACUCCCUGUUCACCGUCCACAUGCUAAAGAAGAAACUCCAGUCCCUUAGUACAGAGAUUGAUAACCACGAACCUAGAAUUAAUUUAGUCUGUGACAAUGGUAGGAAGCUCAUUGAAGAGGGACAUGUGGAUGCUGAAGAAUUCCAGAAACUGCUUGAGGAUCUGCUCGAUCACUGGACCAAACUCAAAGAUGCUAUGGAACACAGGCGAUCGAAACUCCUGGUGUCUGAGAAAGCACAACAGUACCUCUUUGAUGCAGGUGAAGCUGAGGUAUGGAUGAGUGAGCAAGAGUUAUACAUGAUGGUAGAGGACAGAGGCAAGGAUGAAAUCUCCGCACAGAACCUGAUGAAGAAACACCAAACUCUAGAAAACUCUGUUGAUGACUAUGCUGAGACGAUAAGACAACUAGGAGAGACAGCUAGACAUCUCAUCAAUGAAGGCCAUCCUGACAGUGAACAGAUUGGUAUCCGACAAUCCCAAAUUGAUAAGUUGUAUGCAGGACUGAGAGAUCUGGCAGUUGAGCGCCGUAGUAAGUUGGAUGAAGCUCUCAAAUUGUUCAUGCUUAACCGUGAGGUUGAUGACUUGGAACAAUGGAUUGCUGAGAGGGAAGUGGUUGCAGGAUCUCAUGAACUUGGACAAGAUUAUGAACAUGUCACGAUGCUACGAGACAGAUUUAAGGAAUUCGCUCGUGAUACAGAGGCAACUGGAACAGAACGUGUUGCAGCUGUUAACGAGAUUGCUGAUCAGCUCAUAUCAGCUGGCCAUUCUGAUGCAGCAACGAUAGCAGAAUGGAAGGAUGGCUUGAAUGAAUCUUGGGCUGACCUCCUAGAGUUGAUUGAGACACGCACCCAGAUGUUGGCAGCUUCAUGGGAACUCCACAAAUUCUUCCAUGAUUGCAAGGAUGUUCUUAGCCGAAUUUUGGAGAAACAGAACAGUAUCUCGGAUGAGCUUGGGCGUGAUGCAGGUUCAGUAUCUGCACUACAGAGGAAACAUCAGAACUUUGUGCAGGAUCUGGUCAUGUUGAAACAACAGGUGGAACAAAUUCAAGAAGACUCAUCCAAGCUCCAAGCUGCUUAUGCUGGUGAUAAGGCGAGAGAGAUUACAAACAGAGAAGCUGAGGUUGUGUCUGCAUGGUUGAACAUGCAAGGAAUGUGUGAGGAUCGUCGUAUCAAACUCAACGACACUAGUGACUUGUUCAAAUUCUUCAAUAUGGUGCGCACACUUAUCCUCUGGAUGGAUGAUGUUAUUCGGCAGAUGAACACUACAGAAAAGCCAAGGGAUGUUAGUGGUGUAGAAUUACUAAUGAAUAACCAUCAGAGCCUGAAAGCGGAAAUUGACGCUCGAGAAGACAACUUCAAUGUGUGUGUGUCACUCGGAAAAGAACUUCUCUCUCGCAACCACUAUGCUUCAGGAGAGAUUAAAGACAAGUUGAUGUCUUUGAGUAACCAGCGCAACAACAUGCUUCAGCGCUGGGAGGAACGAUGGGAACAUUUGCAGCUCAUUCUGGAGGUGUACCAGUUUGCUCGUGAUGCUUCAGUUGCUGAACAGUGGCUAAUGGCACAGGAACCAUACCUAACUUCGACAGAACUUGGAGUAAGUUCUAUUGAUGAACUUAUGAAUUGGUUGAUGAUGAGGUCAAUUGAUGAUGUGGAAAAUCUCAUCAAAAAGCACGAAGCCUUUGAGAAGGCGUGUUCAGCUCAGGAGGAACGGUUUGCUGCGCUUGAGAGGUUAACAACGCUAGAAGCCAUAGCAAAAACAGAUUCUCCGAAGCCAUCAGAUGCCUUGGGUGAUGGGAGUAGCAUAGAAGUUCUUCCUUCAUUCAACUGUUUCAUCUCCCUUCCUCCCUAUUCCCCAAGACCACCCAACAUGCGUCGUCAUUCCUUACCCACCCCUGUACAUGCUUUCUUUACAGCAUUUUCAUGUCCUGCACUCACAGAAAUACAAGCCAACAGACACAGCUUUCCAAUUAGAUUGUCGUCUGAGAUUUCAUUAGUUAAGAUGUAUCCUAAAGGAUCUUUGAAGCGUCAUAGAAAGAGACUGAAUUCAAGCUCAAACCCACAACUCUCUCAGACCAUCCACAUAAAAGAUUCACACACUGAUAACCUCUUUGCAGAAAUGCGUAAUCAGAGAUGUAGUUAUUACAUAGACAGACCUGUUAGUGAUCCAGUGGAGAAUUCAGUGAUGAUUAGUUCAAAAGUGUCAUCAGUUGACAGCCCAUUCACCUCUCCAAGUGUCGGUAAUGAUAGAAAUGAUAAGAAAUCAGAUGGUAUGAUUUUACUAGAGGAACCACAAAAAGACUGGGAUUGUAAAUCAUCAAGUUCAGUUGGCGAGUUUGUAAGUCUAGAUCAUUAUGAAGCUCCCUAUCUAGAAGAGUCUUUGUAUAGAAUAACAGAAUUUUGCUUCUCUGAAAAGAAUGAACAUCAGGAUGUUGGUUUUGAAUGUACUGAUAAUGUUGUUUUAAGGGUGCCUGAAGAUGACAGUGGAGGUGAAAAUUGUCAGAGAAUAGGGAGAAGUCAGGUAUACAGUUUUGCUGAUAAUGUGAGAGAUAGCACAACCCUUCCUCCAAUAUAUGAAAUGGAGGGGGAAGGCCUUGAUGUCACAGAACUUAGCAACCCUUCUGGUUCUGUAGAGUUUUGGAGUUAUGAAAGUCUCUUAGAUGAUAAAACAGAUAUAGUUAAUAAUUCCACUGAUGCCCUAAGGAAUUCAGAGAGAGAAAAGGUUUUGUCCCAUGCUCAGUAUUGUGGAGAUAAUGAUUCCAUAAUGAGUUAUUAUCCAGUUAUUCCUUGUAAUGGCUUAAAAGACACAGUGCGUAAUGUGGACCAUCUUGUAGCUAGGCUAGAUGGUGUCUCUGUACAGGGGUGCCCCUCUCCUGCAUCUCCUUUUCCUCUAACACCUCCUAACACUUGUGAUUCCUCUCCUAAACUCACUAAUGGUAAACACACUCCAAGAAAUAACCUGCAUGCACUCUCUCAGGUGAAGUUUGAGUUGAAAGAACUCAAGAGGAAAGAAGAGGAGGAGGAGGAAGAACGACGAAGACAAGAGGAGUUGGCAAGACAAGCAGCUGCUCCUCCUCCUCAGUCACCUGACCAACCAACAGAUGGAAUUGAUGGUGCAGGAGAUGACUCACAUGUUAAUGGUGAAGAGCACGAUGAAUCACGAGAAGAGCAUGAAGAGGGUGCUGCAGUGAAGGGGGGAAGUGCACCUGGCACCCCUCGGCCCCCCUCCACUCCCGUCACCCCGACCCCAACAGCGGCUGCAGUCAGAGCCCGUCCGGGCUCGGCAACUCUCCCACCCAAGUCGUCGAUUUCACCCCUCGCCUCGACCCCUACUCCUGCUAGUAAGGAGUCGCGACGGAGGGUGCGUUCUAGGUCCAAGUCCCCCUUCCGCUCUUUCCGCUGGAAGAAAACCAAGCAAUCUCCAUCCGAAGCACCGGGUAGUGCAUCUGACGAUGAGUCCAAUCUGGAGAGGGCAGCAGAACGGCCGAGUCCCAGUGGAGACGAAGAUCAGCUGGAAGGCAGUCUGGUUCGCAAGCAUGAAUGGGAGUCCACUACAAAGAAGGCAUCCAACAGGUCCUGGGAUAAGGUAUUUGUGGUGCUACGUGGCAACAUGAUUUUCUUCUAUAAAGACCGCAAGAGUUACCAGGCUGCCCCAGAAGUUUUCUUCAGAGCGGAAGCCCCUGUUGAUGUCUCUGGGGGAACAGCAUCUGUGGCAGAUGACUACACAAAGAAGAAGCAUGUCAUGCGACUCAAGCUUGUUGGUGGUGCUGAGUACCUGUUCCAAGCCAAAGAUGAAGAGGAGUUGGCAGUAUGGGUAGGAGCUCUUCAAGUUGCAGUAUCCUCUGAAGGAUCAGCUGGGCCUUCUCGCUCUCAGACAUUGCCUGCUGGCUCAGAGAAGAAAGACGAGCCAAAACGUCGCAGCUUCUUCACCCUCAAGAAGAAAUAAAUAAACUCUAAAAUUUGCCCCUCCUACUUUCCCCAUCCCAGAUGUAUAUCUCCCCUCCCCUCAUCUCGUUUCACUCACUCUUCCCCAUGUGAUCUUCUCUCCCUCUACAUCCUCUUAAGGAAACAUUAACCCCCCCCUCUCCCUUUUGCCCUCCAAAAGCAACUAUCCUAGAUCCUCCCGAGCCUAAUUUUGGACCCAGUGUGACACUUAUACUUGUGGGAGUUAGAAAGCUAGCGCUGGUUGGGUACAUGUUGUUGGCUGCUGUCUUUAAAUGCCGCUGGGAUUGGAAAGGAAAAACAAAAUCUGCUAUAUAAGCCAUCAUAAGCUUCUCUUUAUGCAGUAACUCCCAGGCUGGGUCUGAAUAGUCACAUGAUUAGGACUUGUUCUUAAUAUAUAUUUUUUUGUGCAUAUUUCCCCUCCCCCCCCUCUAUCUCCCUCUUUUAACAUACCUUUCCCUUUGCUGGGAUUUGAGUUGUGUAGAUGGUACCAUACAUGGUAUUACUGUUAUUAUUUUUUUUCCCCUAAGGAAUAUAAACUGUUAACAGUUUUGUGUAAUAGCUCUGGUGGAAGGACAUGCGAGUCUGUGCAGUUCCCAAUUCUUGUCUGCCUAGCACUGCCACGGCUGAGUUUUCCGAUUAGUGUUCCUCUAUGUGUAGAGGAUUGUGUGUGGAAAUGUAUAUUAAGUGUUUUGUCAUUUGUCACUUACUUUAUCCAAGUAAUGAUUUGUUAAUUUUUAUCAGUCUUUAGCUGUAGUAUCACAUUUUCAUUAGAUAGCACUAAUUGUACUGUACAGAAAUAAUAGAAUCAUACCUAUUAUGCUGCUUUGUGCUUACAUUUUUAGAGAUAUGAUAUUUCAUGUACCACUUCAUAGUCGUUCAAAUCAUUACCAGAGUAUGGAAGGCCAGCCAGUACCAUAAUUCUUGUGAAUGGGCAAAUACAUGCUGCUUUAAAAUGUAUGUGUGGCACAGUUAUAACCAUUUAUAUCCCAUAAACCUUUAAUCCUAAAUGGUCAUAUCCUACUAAAUCAAGUUCACAAGUUUGCUGUCUCUACUUUCAAAAACCAAAAAAUGCCAAAAAAAGGACUGAAGACCUGCAGAAUGAUGUGCUAAGACUGGCCACCCUCUACCAGACGGCCAAUGUGCCCUUGUGGUCAAGAUGAACACGGUAUGAUUAUUUGCCCUCAUUGUGCUCGAUUUUGUGCUUUAAUUAACUUCUAAUUACAGGUUGACUAGUUCUCUGCUGGGGCAUCUUACAUUAUGUUUGGAAAGCAAAAGUUUUCUUAAACAAAUUCUAAAUUAAAUUGCUCUAUUAAUAAAUUAAUUAAAAAAAACAAAAACAUUCUAGUCAGGGAACAACAAGAAAAUUAUUCUUCCAUGAGUUUGUCUCACUAUCAUAUACCUUGGUGUAUAUGUUUCCCAGUUAGGGUUGAGAUGUGUGAUUAUUCUCCCAGCUGUUACGCAUAGCUAACAUUGGAUGUCAGCUGUGAUGUUGUGUUUUAGGUUGUCCUUGAUAAAUCUAUAUUUGUAUGUGAAUGUUCCCUCUUUUUUUUUCUUUUUCACUACCCAAGUUGGUAUUAUAAGAAUCUCCAGCAGAGAAUAGGGCAGCAGAUGGUGACUAACAACAGUUAUGUGCAUUGUCUCACAAGCUAGACAUCUAUUGGUCAUCUGUACCACUAACUUUUUAUUGGAGGGAUGUUAGAUACAUGCUUAAUAGCUUCUUAGUUUAGGGUAAGAUUUCAGCCUAAAAUUACUAAAGAGAGGUAAUUUUAAUUGUUACAAGAUAAAAGUAAACACUGUAUAUCAUAUAUUGUGACACUUAAAUAAAAUGGUUUAAGCUAUAA